Liolophura sinensis is the source of this 5893-nucleotide messenger RNA. Its product is annotated as sodium-driven chloride bicarbonate exchanger-like. Gene Ontology annotation, cellular component: plasma membrane. The transcript is spliced from 22 exons. The record is from RefSeq and is a predicted model, not a curated record. Lineage: Eukaryota; Metazoa; Mollusca; Polyplacophora; Chitonida; Chitonidae. Gene Ontology annotation, biological process: bicarbonate transport; monoatomic anion transport; transmembrane transport. Gene Ontology annotation, molecular function: monoatomic anion transmembrane transporter activity; sodium:bicarbonate symporter activity; solute:inorganic anion antiporter activity. The coding region runs from base 332 to 3745 and encodes 1137 amino acids.
AUUAAUUAGUAUCUCCUGUCGUACUGGCGUCAGUUGCUUGUGUUUUUUAUUUUUUUUUUCUCUUUCUUCUUCUUAGUGUUCACUCUUUCACGACAGCGGCUGAAUUUAGGCAGCGUAUUUCGGUUGGAUAAAAGAAAACAAGAUGGCGCUCAUAUAUAAAGCACUUUGAGUAUAAUCCCAUCUUUCGAGUCACCAUCGGCCAGAGAUCCGCAUGCUGAGAACCUGUCCAGGCGUGUAAAAGAACAUUCAAGUGCAGAGAUCGUUUGACCAAUCUUGCGCAUUCCAGUUGAGACCAAAAGCACCGUGAGCCGCAUUAGCUGGAGGAUUCAAGAUGGCAAAUAACGACCAGCAUAUGCAUGGUCCCCGGGGUCUGCCACCUAAGAGGAACCAGCGGCAUGGCAGUUUGGCGGAGAUUAACUACUCACCCUCCGUCUACAUCUCUUCUCUUCUGGGGGACGGGGAAGAGGAUCAUUCCGAUGAGAACAAGCACAACAUCUUCUGUGAGAUGGACAUCCUGUUCAAGCAUGGCGAGGAUUAUGAGUGGAAGGAAUCCGCCAGAUGGGUAAAGUACGAAGAGGAUGUUGAGGAAGGUGGCAACCGUUGGUCUAAGCCUCACGUUGCCUCGUUGUCUAUGUACGCGCUAUUCGAACUGAGGAACGCCAUCUCUAACGGCUGCGUCAUGCUAGAUGUUCACGCCACAACAAUUGCUCAGCUCGUCGAGGCUAUCGUGGACCGACUUAUCAGUGAGGGACGCAUGCAGCGAGACUUGAGGAACGAAGUGAAAGAGUUGUUGUUGAAGCGCCAUUGGCAUCAGCACCAUCGGCGCCCCACUGAGCGGUCCCACGCGGCCAGGAAACGCUGGGAAAGCGCGAGACUAAGAAUGAGGACGGCGAAUACGUUCGCUGAUUUGUCCAGUAUGAACAAGGACAACAUUGCAGGGGCCAAUGGCCUACGUGGCAGAGGUCGACAAGGCUUAUUUUUCAAGAAGAAUAACCAGAAAAGACGAUUCUCCGAUAUACUAAUUAACUUAAAACCUGACAAAAGUCAAAAAAGAAGGUUUUCUUUGGCUGUUGACAGCACACCGGAUAUGACGUCAUCACAGAGCACUCUGAACAUGCGGCCUAGCACCAGUGAUCUUAGUCUGAGUAGUAUGGACGGGUCCGUGGACAAUUUGCCUUAUACCAGUAAGCCAAAUAAGGACUUUCUACGGAAAAUCCCGAAAGGUUCCGAAGUUGCCAACAUCCUGGUCGGAGAGGUUGAAAGUCUCCGACAGAAGAUCGUCGUGUUUGCUCGGCUUGACGAAGCCAAGGUGCUAGGAGACAUAACCGAAGUUAACCUUCCGACAAAGUUCAUGUUUGUCAUACUGGGUCCCAAAGGCUUCCAAUCGAAGUACACGGAGAUGGGACGUGCUAUGGCUACAAUGGCUGUGGAUGAGAUUUUCCGUGAAGUUGCAUACAAAGCACGCGAGAGGCAGGACAUCCUGGCGGCAAUGGACGAGUUCAUGGAACAGGUGACAGUGCUGCCCCCUGGAGAGUGGGAUCCCGCUAUCCGCCUGGAACCUCCGGAUAAGGUCCCGCCUCAGUUUCCUCGACGACUGUCGUCUGCUGCGCAACUGUCCGAGUUGACGGAAAUCAAAGAGAUCCAGGAAAAAGAGCAACUUUCUGAAGCUUCGGAGGAGGCUGAGGAAGAAGCCCAUUUUGAUCCUACCUUAGUCCGCAGCGGACGACUCUUCGGUGGAAUGAUCAACGACAUCAAAAGGAAAGCACCCUGGUAUCUUAGUGACUAUAAGGACAGUUUGCACGUGCAGUGUUUUGCCUCUUUUAUCUACUUGUACCUGGCGACCUUGACUCCUAACGUGACCUUUGGUGGUGUCCUUGGAACAGAAACAAACAAUUACAUGGCUGCAAUGGAGUGUAUUCUGGCCGCAGCCAUAACUGGAAUUAUCUUUGCCCUUUUCUCCGGACAACCUUUGAACAUCCUCGGAAGCACCGGUCCCAUGUUGGUCCUGGAAAUGAUUGUCUACAACUUCUGCAAGGAUAAUGACUUGGAUUACAUGCCAUAUCGAGUCUGGAUAGGACUAUGGACAGCAUUAAUCCUCCUCGUUGUCGUCGCCCUAGAUCUCAGCGCCCUCGUGCGCUAUAUUACGCGAUUCACGGAAGAAUGCUUCGCGACGUUAAUCGCCGUGAUUUUCAUCUAUGAGGCCUUCCACAAGCUAUUCGACAUCGCCGAACACCACGAGGGAAAAUUCCUCACGCACCCUGACGAAAACCGCCAUUGCUUCUGCUCCUUGGCUUGCGACGAUUACCUGUACUUCAACAGCAGUGACGUUGGCAAUAUGACGUCAGCGAUAGGCAGCACAGGUGGCGUUGCCAUGACUGCCAAUAUGUCCAUGGAAAAUAUGACGGCCAUCCAGAAUUGCUUCGACGAGACGACAGUCCUUAUCAACGAGACGCUGAUUGGUGGAAAUUUCACCAAACGGGACUGCCUCAUGGUUGUUGGGGCGGACAUCGAGUGCCCUUACGUGCCCGAUGUGUUUUUAAUGUCCCUCAUACUCUAUGCCGGCACAUUCGUCCUGACCAUCUUCCUUGUGAACUUCAAACGCAUGCCUUACUUCUCAGCCAUGGUCCGACAGUUCAUUUCCGACUUCGGUGUGCUGAUUGCAAUUCUCUCCAUGGUGCUUCUUGACUGGGGUGUCGGCCUUCCCACGCCAAAACUCACAGUACCGUCCACAUUCGAGCCAACCAAUAGCAAAGUACGUGGCUGGUUCAUCAACCCAAUCAGCGACAAGAACCCGUGGUGGCUUCCAAUCACUGGAGUGAUUCCUGGUCUCUUGGCCUCCAUCUUGAUUUUCAUGGAUCAGCAAAUCACAGCCGUCAUCGUCAACCGGAAGGAGAACAAGCUGAAGAAAGGUUCUGGCUACCAUCUGGACAUGUUCGUCGUCGCUCUGCUGAUUGCGGCUUGCUCCCUUUUGGGUCUACCCUGGUAUGUGGCCGCCACCGUCUCCGCUAUCGCCCACAUCAUGAGCUUGAAGAAAGAGUCUGAGUGCAACGCCCCGGGGGAGAAGCCCGUAUUCCUGGGAGUCAGAGAGCAGAGAGUUACAGCCCUUCUCGUUGGAAUCCUCAGCGGGCUGACAGUCUUCAUGACAGUUAUCCUGAAGUUCAUCCCAAUGGCUGUCCUGUACGGCGUGUUCUUCUACAUGGGUGUUGCCGCUCUCACUGGAAUGCAGUUUAUCGACCGAAUCCUGAUCAUGUUCAUGCCCAAGAAAUACCAACCGGACUACAUGUACCUACGUCACGUGAGAUUAUGGCGCGUCCACCUGUUUACCGCCAUGCAGAUCGCAUGUCUGGCCGUACUCAUGGUCAUCAAACAAAUUAAACUGAUCUCCAUUGUGUUUCCAAUCAUGGUUUUGGGCACGUGUUUCGUCCGUAAAUUCAUGGAUUGUAUCUUCACUCAAACGGAACUAAAAUGGCUGGACGAUAUAAUGCCGGGUUCAGGCAAAAAGAAAGUUGAAAAAGUGGAUCCAGAAAAGAUACAGGCCGACUCAGUCCCGAGCUUCAAGACGGUGUCCACGACAGAUUUAGAGAUGACAAAGUCAAACGGUAAAGCUCCCAGUUUUUACAUUCAAGAGGAACAAGAACCCGAAGAACCGGAAGUUGAUUCUGGACGCGAAUCGCCGGAAAACGGAACCCCACCACCUAGUUACGACAACUCGGUGGCCAAAAAAACCGAAGACAGUCGCUUGUAGCGGAACGGGACUCAUAGAGACUUUAUGUUUACACAGAAAUUAAAAUCCUGUUUAUAUAUAUAAAUACUUUUCUAUACUAAAUGUAUAACUAUAAUGCGAACAAACUCACCUCAUUUGUAACGUCAUGUUUUUGGUGGGGUUUUUUUUCUUUUUUUUUGUGCCUGUUUUUAUUUCUUAUUUCUCCAUCAACCUCAGUGUGUGCCGUUUACGUUUGGUGAUUUGUCAUAAGUUCAUAAUAUGAGAUUCCAUGAUGACAUCCGUUAGUGUAAGCUUAUAACAUAUGUGAUGGAAACAGCCGAUGAUGAUCAAGACACCAGAUGGCGUUGUUGUAGGUUCAAGCGUGAUGAAUGUGCAACUCCAUCCGAGAUUCCCUACAGUAUGAGUCAAAAUAUCUUAUAUUAAAUUCUUGUUAUUAUUAGCUCAACAAAAUGUCACCUGUGUACGCGGCAUUUAAUCCAUUUUCAAAGUUUAACCACUGUGGGAACGUCUCAACAGAAAAAGGGAAUGAACAGCAGGCUCCGUGGGAUUUAAAUAUUUGAGCAUUUAAUGAUGAAAAUUGUGUUCUGCAACACAACGCCUUGAUGUUUGGUGCUAAAGCAAAGUCCUGAUUGGACAAUGCAACUCAGGUGAUCACACCAAUAAGACUCUUACUGCAUGUCACGUGGGACUCAUUGUGAAAAAAACUGGAAUCAAUCGGAUUAACGUUGAUUGGACCCAAGGUGUCAGAGCACCUCUGCAAAUGAGUGGAGUAUUACCCAAUGGCAUUUCGUCUUGACGAACAAUGCAAUUUAGUGGCUUAUCAUCCAACUACAUUUACGCUUCACGCAACCAACUGAUAUCGGAUAAGCUGUUAACAUUUUAUGCAUGCCAUGUCUUUCCUGUAUAUAGUCAAUGUAACUCAUAACCAGGGCUUUCCAUUAUCGUUUCAUUAUUAUAUUUUUCCAUGUAUCAUAAUUGUAAGAAAUCACGAUAUUGUCUGUUGUAAAUAGUCUCUUUUGUACAUAUUUUCCACGCCACAAAACAAAACAGGUUACACUCAGCCAAGACGAAGCUGGUUUCCGAUGCCUAAUUCAAUGGUACCGGAAAUCAGUCUAUUUACAGCGUGAAGAACCUCCAACGUAGCUAGAGUAGUUCCGGAAUAUACCAUUAAGUCACGUUCAGAAUUUUGAUGUAAUUAUUUUUUCGUGCUAAAGAAUUAAAUGCUGUAAAAUGGCUUUGUAGAUAAAACAAAAUUGCAACACACCCAGAUUUUUGGGGCAAACGAUAGUAUUAUUGAACAUAAAGCUAUUCAAUGAAAAUGCCUUUGUCAUCGUCAUGGUGCACUUUUGUUACCCGUCUUCUGAUUGGAUGGAAAAUAGUUCUGAUAUAAACAACGCUACUAUUAUUGGUCAGUCGGUGAAUAGGAAGUUUAUAUGAUUAAUCUAGAUGCGGUAGUGCUGAAUACAAAUAUUCUACAAAAAAACCCCGAAAACAUAUAUACCGAUGUAAUUCUCGAAACGGUGAUAUCACGGUUCAUUUGUGAGACAUGUCCAAUGGACUCUCCUCAUCACCCACCCACCCCCCACCCCCACUCCCCCACGCUACCAUCCCCUCCCUUCACACGCACUCCCACCCGACCCCGCUCCCUUCACACACACUUCCACACCUCACCUUCACAUCCUCGUUACAACAUAUCUUUGCAUAAUGACGUAAUCUUGUGAAGGCAAACAUAUUUGCACUUCUAUGCUUUCGAUUACAUAAAUUUAAAUACUAAUUUAGUAUUUGGCUGAAGCAAAGCAAAUCGCACGCCGAUUGGGGCGAAAGUUUGCCGAGUCAGCUAAAAUUUGGAUUCUGAUCGAAACCGUGAUAAAAUAUGUUGGGAUUACGUAAUACGCCUACAUAAUGGUUCAGCAGACAUGCGCAUGAACGCUCUAUUACGCAAAUCGCUUCUAUUUUUGUGAAUAACAGAAAAUUUUAUCAAUAGUGAAAACAAAAAUGACAAUCCAAUAAAAUUUAAACUUUUACACGGAAUUUAUACUGAGAUUAAAAUGGUGAUUUUCAUGAAGUAUUUAUUGUAGUUACGUGGCCCUACACCGGGUAAAAGGUUUUAGAUGGCCUUACACGCAUAUAUUCAGGGAAAUAAACUUUUAUUUUCGAACUUUACAUAUA